GAGCUACGGCGCCGCUUCAGGACCUGCACGCGUGCUCUGGCGCAGCGUCUCCCAUCUAUUCGUACCGUCUACGGACCCGUGCGGUACGGCUGGCGACCGCUGGGCAGCCGUGCGCUCUGGCAGCCUGUCAAUCUUGUGGCAGCCCCAAUUGAUCGACAUGGUGCGACUGCGAAGACUGCGUUUGCAACAUUGACAGCGCUGAACACCGAAGAUGUUUAGACGCGCGUCGCUCCUGCUCGCUGGCGCAGCAGCAGCGCCACCUUGGUCGGCGUGGGACGCAUGCGCCGCGACGUACGCCCGCAGCGUCGCGGCCAUCUUCCCGCGCCAUACCACAAACGAAAUACUAACAAAGCUCCCACCACCGACGACCAACCACCCGCCUGCUUCCGACCGAACGCCGCUCGUGCUCCUUGCGCCGGGCUCCAGCGGCACGGCGUCGCUCUGGUGGGCAAGCGCCAUGCUAAACCUCACGUCUAAGCACCACAAGGACGUCUGGCUGAGGGGCGGUCGCUGCGGAGCGCGCGUGCGGAACCGCGACAAAAGUUACAAGCCAAAAUUGCUGUUCACAAAGGGCUGCGGGGGACGAGGCUGCGAGUUUGUAGCUGAUUGGCCCGCGCAAGUCUCCCUAUCAACCUACUGGUCCCUCGCACCAGCCGCGCGCUUCAUCAUGAUAGACUUCGACGCCGACAACUGGCGCGCCACGCGGCUCACGUUCCGAGGCGGGUGGUGUACUAACGCUAAGAGGCCGGACUGCCGCGUUCCGCUUGCCUUCGACGCCGACGACGCGUGGCAUGACACGGCGGUCGCCGUCGCGACUGCGAACCAGACGGCCGCCGCCGCGGCCGCGCUCAAGGCGUUCCUCCGAUGCGUCGUUCCGCCGUCUCAGCUCCUGUGGCUGAAUUGGCAGAUGCCGACUCCCACGUUGUGGGCGCGACUCAGCGAAUUCGCGCGCGUCCCGUUACCGCCGACGCUCGACACGACGUACUUCCCCCGGAGCCGCACCGUCGACAACCAAAAGAGCUGUGCCUUCAACCGCGGUUCGUGCAAGGACGCGCUGGCGUGCGUCAUGUGGGACGCGUGCGCGGGCGUGUGCCACGGUCGCUGCUCGACGUCGAGGAUUCCAGAAUUCGAAUGUAGUAACUUGUUGUGAACAACC
Molecule: messenger RNA, 1156 nt
Organism: Pelagomonas calceolata
Lineage: Eukaryota; Pelagophyceae; Pelagomonadales; Pelagomonadaceae
Source: the annotation of a GenBank genome assembly